Molecule: messenger RNA, 1169 nt
Organism: Mandrillus leucophaeus (drill)
Lineage: Eukaryota; Metazoa; Chordata; Mammalia; Primates; Cercopithecidae
Product: melanoma-associated antigen 12-like
Biological process (GO): negative regulation of transcription by RNA polymerase II
Cellular component (GO): nucleus
Molecular function (GO): histone deacetylase binding
Source: RefSeq, a predicted model, not a curated record
AGGACAGCGAGAUUCUCGCCCUGAGCAACGGCCUGCAAUCGGCGGAGGGAAGUAGGCCCAGGCUCGGUGCGGAGGCAAGGUUCUCAGGUGACAGGCCGACAAGGAGGACUGGAGGUUCUGGGACAGCACUAAAGGAGAAAAUAUGCCUGUGGGUCUCCAUUGUCCAGCUCCUGCCCACACUCCUGCCUGCUGUCCUGACCAGAGUCAGCCUGCCUCUGGAGCAGAGGAGUCAGCACUGCAAGCCUGAGGAAGGCCUUGAGGCCCGAGGAGAGGCCCUGGGCCUGGUGGGUGCCCAGGUUCCUGUUACUGAGGAGCAGGAGACUGCCUCCUCCUCCUCUACUCUAGUGGAAGUCACCCUGGGGGAAGUGUCUGCUGCCGAGUCACCGGGUCCUCCCCAGAGUCCUCAGGGAGCCUCCACCCUCCCCACUACCAACAACUACACACCCUGGAGCCAAUCUGAUGAGGACUCCAGCAGCCAAGAAGAGGAGGGGCCAAGCACCUUUCCUGACCUGGAGUCCGGCUUCCAGGCAGCACUCAGUAGGAAGGUGGCUGAGUUGGUACAUUUUCUGCUCCUCAAGUAUCGAGCCAGGGAGCGAGUCACAAAGGCGGAAAUGCUGGAGAGUGUCAUGAGAAAUUGCCAGUACUGACUGGGCACGUACUUCUUUCCUGUGAUCUUCAGCAAAGCCUCCGAGUACUUGCAGCUGGUCUUUGGCAUCGAGGUGAUGGAAGUGGUCCCAGUCGGCCACUUGUACAUCCUUGUCACCUGCCUGGGCCUCUCCUACAAUGGCCUGCUGGGUGAAAAUCAAAUCAUGCCCACAACAGACCUCCUGAUAAUCAUCCUGGCCACAGUAGCGAUAGAGGGAGACGGUGCCCCUGAGGAGAAAGUCUGGGAGGAGCUGAGUGUGUUGGAGCUGUCUGGCAGGAGGGAGGACAGUGUCUUAGCAAAUCCCAGUAAGCUGCUCACCCAAGUAUUGGUGCAGGAAAAUUACCUAGAGUACCGGCAGGUGCCCUUCAGUGAUCAUGCAUGCUACGAGUUCCUGUGGGGUCCAAGGGCCCUCGUUGAAACCAGCUAUGUGAAAGUCCUGUACCAUAUGCUAAAGAUCACUGGAGAGCCUCAAAUUUCCUACCCACCCCUGCAUGAAUGGGCUUGGAGAGAGGGGGAAGAGUGA